GGGAGCAAGGCACGCGGAGGGACGCGGAGGCAGCUGCGCCCUGGCCCGGCUCCCGGGGCGCGGUGCUGGGGGGAGGCAGGAGGGAGGGAAGCAGGGAGCGCGGCCCGCCCCUUCCCCCCUUCCCCAAGGCUCUCCAGCCAGCGCAGCCUUUAAAUCCGCUGGCGCUCCCCAAGUCCGCUCCGAGGGGAGGAGACUGAGCGCGGGGCCGGAGCCGGAGCCGGAGCAGGAGCAGGAGCCCGGAUCUGGCGCUGGCUCGUCUCACUCAGGUCAGCGCGCGGCCGAAGGUCCGGGACAUCCACGUGUGUGGGCAGCCCCCCUGGCGCUUCUGCCCGCGCCGGAGCGGGGGAAGCCGGGGCCGCCCCCCGUGCCCCGCUGAGGUGGGAGCCGCAGUCCUGGGCCCCGGCGCCUCUGGGACCCCGGCUUUCCCCAGACCCAUGCCUGCACAGGUAACCCUAGUGGCCGGAGGAGUGAUCGCAGGGCUGCUGUUUCUGGUUCUGAUUGGGAUCAUGGGCUAUUGUCUCUGGAAGAAGCUGUGCGUCGCCCCUGCCUAUGAGGAGCUGACUGGAACGCGGUCUCUUGCUGGGGGACAGGAGAAGCAGCCUUCUCAGUCAGCAGUGAUCCAGCCCAACAGGACCAAAGGUAUCCCAUUUGUUGUUCCUCCCUCCUUCCAUGGCAGGGAUUGGAUUACUCUGACCAAAGGAGAAAGAAUCCAGGAUGAGAGUGAUCCAUACAUUGCCCCAGAAUUCCUGCCUCGAUCAUCUUUUCAUUCACUUGGGGGUGCAUAUGUGGUCGGGACAAUCAAUCCAGAGCUUUACAAGUUUCCUGAGGACAAGAGUGAGACUGACUUCCCUGAAGGCUGCCUGGGGAGGCUGUGGUUCACGGUGGAGUAUGAGCAGGAGGCCGAGAGGCUCCUGGUGGGCCUGAUCAAGGCCCGGAAGUUGCAGACCCCCUCCCCAUCAGAAACUUGCAGUCCCUUGGUGAAGCUCUAUCUGCUGCCUGACGAGAGGCGCUUUCUGCAGUCCAAAGUGAAGCGGAAAACAUCCAACCCACAAUUUGAUGAAAACUUCAUUUUCCAGGUAUCCAGUAGAACAGUCACUCGGAGGGUGCUGAAGUUUUCAGUGUUUCACGUAGACAAGCAAAGGAAGCAUCACCUCCUGGGCCAAGUGCUCUUCCCACUGAAAGAUGAGAUGCUAACAAGCGACAGUCGGUCCAUUGUCUGGAGAGACUUGGAAGCAGAGAGCCUGGAGCCCCCUUCCGAGCUCGGGGACAUCCAGUUCUCCCUCAGCUACAACGACUACCUGGGCCGCCUGACGGUCGUGGUGCUGAGGGCCAAGGGCUUGAAGUUCCGGGAGGACCGGAGCGUUGCCAGCGUGUCGGUCAAAGUGUCGCUGAUGAACCACAACAAAUUCGUCAAGUGCAAGAAGACUUCGGCCGUGCUGGGCUCCCCCAAUCCCGUGUAUAACGAGACCUUUAGCUUCAAGGCGGAUUCCGAGGAGCUGGACACCGCAAGUCUGAGCCUGACGGUGCUGCAGAACACAGAUGGGGACAGUAAGGAAAGCCACCAGCUGGGCCGUGUGGUAGUAGGACCCUUCAUGUACACAAGGGGGAAAGAAUUGGAACACUGGAAUGAGAUGAUCAAUAAGCCCAAGGAGCUGGUGAAGAGAUGGCACGCGCUGUCUGGAAGCACCUAACUACUCCGGCCUACAGGGACAGCGACUUCCCUGCUUAGAAACUGCUCCUCUUCCUCUAGAGAUCCGGGACAGGAGGACAAGAUUUCCCCGAAAGCUAGCAAAAUCUCAGUCUGGUCUCAUAGUGGAGCGUGUACCCACGGGAGCCAACUAAUGGGAUAAGGGAAGACGUCCUCUCUAGUUCUGACAAAUAGAAUCUCAUCUUUCCUUAGUUAGCAUAGGGAAAAUCCUAAUCAAACGCUCUCUUCUCCCUUUUCUGGAACACUCCUACGAGUCCUGUUUGGGACCCUGAUCACUCUAAAGCUGGAGUUGUCAGAAUUUCAGACACUCAGACUGUCUGCUGAAUAGUGUACAAGUCAGUGGGAAAAACAGUGGUUUUCUCCCAAGAUUAAGUUUCUAACAGCACGUGUGAACACUUUUUUGUAGUAUGCUGGUCUCUCUGUAUUCAGCACAAAAAGGACUAGGAAGAAGCUAAGAAAAUAUAGCCCAGUGUAUUUAAGCCAUCGUAUCAAUGACUGCAUAUGGACUGGAGCAGCUGAUCACAGGAAGAGAUGUAUGAUUUAUCACUUGUUUACUUGAAACUCCUGAGAACCCUACCUCUGGAUGCGGGCCUUAGGGAUCUUAGCCUGAGACUCAUCCUAGCGACAGAGUGACCCCAAGGUGGAAUGAAGUUCCUUGAUGACAAGAACGUCUUCUGAACUAGUUGGAAGAUAAUCUCUUUGGAGCAAAGAAAUCUUGUUAUAAGCAUCAGCGCUAGAGGGGAAAUCUAAGCUGGUCAUAGUAGAUUUGGACAUUGUGACACUGAGAUAGGGGACGGGACUAUUACAGUGUAUAACCUUUACUGUGAGGGUUCCCCAGGCAGAUGUUGUUCAAAAUCUUUGACUUUUUGUGCUUUCCUAUACAUUAACUAUUUUAAACCAUUGCAUAUUCUCAUACUCUUCUGGUCAUUAAAACACUUGUGAACCAAGA
Sarcophilus harrisii (Tasmanian devil) is the source of this 2657-nucleotide messenger RNA. RefSeq names its product synaptotagmin 15 (gene SYT15). Gene Ontology annotation, biological process: regulation of dopamine secretion; cellular response to calcium ion; calcium-ion regulated exocytosis. The transcript has 8 exons. Lineage: Eukaryota; Metazoa; Chordata; Mammalia; Dasyuromorphia; Dasyuridae. Bases 435 to 1691 code for a protein of 418 amino acids. The record is from RefSeq and is a predicted model, not a curated record. Gene Ontology annotation, molecular function: syntaxin binding; calcium-dependent phospholipid binding; clathrin binding.